Molecule: messenger RNA, 3457 nt
Organism: Pundamilia nyererei
Lineage: Eukaryota; Metazoa; Chordata; Actinopteri; Cichliformes; Cichlidae
Gene: lztr1
Product: leucine zipper like post translational regulator 1
Exons: 19
Coding region: 449-2785 (778 amino acids)
Cellular component (GO): Golgi apparatus
Molecular function (GO): protein binding
Source: RefSeq, a predicted model, not a curated record
UGAAGUACCCGCAACAUACAGGGUUGUGGGGGGCGUGGAUUUACCACUGCUUUUGAUUUCUUGGUGUUAUUUUUUUGUCUGUGUAAUAUCAUGACAUCGUAGGUAUCGAACCGGUUGGCCAGAUGUUUUAACGCAACGUUAGCGUUGUUCGUUAACUUGUCGUUUUCUUCUUCAUGUUGCUAGUUUUGGGGCGUAGCACUAGCUAGAGGCUAGCUAGCUAGCCAGGUUUAGCUGAGCUUUUUUGUAGCUAACAGUUCUCUGAAGGACAACAGCCUUAAUCUUUAACAAAGAAGACUUGGGUAAGAGUAGUACCAAUGUCACUCCAGAUUUACAUGUAAUGACAGAAGUAUUGGCACUUAUCCUGGGGCAUUAACAGCGUCGUUAACCGUUCACGUCCCUGCAGAUGAGUGGCCCUGAAAUCUGAUUGAGCCGGGGAGUUAGCAAAAACAUGUCCUGUAAGUCAACUAAAGUGGCUCCGAGUGUUGAUUUCGACCACAGCUGCUCUGACAGCGUGGAAUAUUUGACACUUAAUUUCGGCCCAUUUGAGACUGUUCAUCGCUGGAGAAGACUCCCUCCGUGCGAUGAGUUUGUUGGUGCAAGGCGCAGCAAGCACACUGUGGUGGCUUACAGAGAUGCAAUAUAUGUGUUCGGGGGAGAUAAUGGCAAAAACAUGCUGAAUGAUCUGCUUCGCUUUGAUGUGAAGGACUGUUCCUGGUGUCGAGCUUUCACCACUGGAACGCCACCUGCCCCCAGAUACCACCACUCAGCUGUGGUCUAUGGCAGCAGCAUGUUUGUAUUUGGGGGCUACACUGGAGACAUAUACUCAAAUUCAAACCUGAAAAAUAAAAAUGACCUUUUUGAGUACAAGUUUGCUACAGGACAGUGGACUGAAUGGAAAGUGGAGGGAAGCUUGCCAGUGGCCAGAUCUGCACAUGGGGCCACAGUCUACAGUGAUAAACUCUGGAUAUUUGCCGGUUAUGAUGGAAAUGCCAGGUUGAACGACAUGUGGACCAUCAGUCUGCAGGACCGAGAGCACGCGUGCUGGGAAGAGAUCGAUCAGAGUGGUGAAAUUCCCCCGUCUUGCUGCAACUUCCCUGUCGCCGUAUGCAGGGACAAGAUGUUUGUGUUUUCUGGACAGAGUGGAGCCAAAAUUACUAACAACCUCUUUCAGUUUGAGUUCCAAGGCCACAUGUGGACACGUAUACCAACCGAACAUUUGCUGCGUGGCUCUCCUCCACCUCCGCAGAGGCGCUAUGGACACACUAUGGUUGCCUUUGACCGGCACCUGUAUGUAUUUGGAGGUGCUGCUGACAACACACUGCCCAAUGAGCUGCACUGCUAUGAUGUUGACUCUCAGACCUGGGAGGUGAUCCAACCCAGCCAUGACAGUGAGAUGCCCAGUGGGAGGCUCUUCCAUGCUGCUGCUGUGAUUCUGGAUGCCAUGUACAUCUUUGGCGGGACUGUGGACAACAAUGUCCGCAGUGGGGAGAUGUACAGAUUCCAGUUUUCAUGCUACCCAAAGUGUACCCUCCAUGAGGAUUAUGGCAAACUGUGGGAGAACCGUCAGUUCUGUGAUGUGGAGUUUAUUCUGGGCGAGAGUGAAGAGAGAGUCUUGGGGCAUAUCGCCAUAGUGACUGCAAGAUGUCAGUGGUUGCGGAAGAAAAUCCUGCAGGCUCGAGAUAGGCAGCGACAGAAGACAAAACAGGAGAGCAGUGAGGAUGAAGGAGCAGCUGGAGGCUCAAAAGAUAUGCCAGCAGGCAACAGGCCAUCGGGCACACAGCCGCUGCUGGAGGUAUCCAUCAGAGAAGCGGAGGCUCAGCCUUUUGAAGUCUUAAUGCAGUUUCUCUACACAGACAAGAUCCAGUACCCUCGCAGAGGUCAUGUGCAGGAUGUUCUCCUGAUUAUGGAUGUGUACAAACUGGCCCUAAGCUUUAAGCUUUCCCGGCUGGAGCAGCUCUGUGUGCAGUACAUUGAAGCAUCAGUCGACCUGCAGAAUGUUCUCAGUGUCUGUGAAAAUGCCAACAAACUGCAGCUCGACCAGCUCAAGGAACAUUGCCUUAAUUUUGUGGUUAAGGAGUCACACUUUAACCAGGUUAUCAUGACGAAAGAGUUCGAGCAUCUCUCCACUCCCCUGAUAGUGGAGAUUGUGCGACGAAAGCAGCAGCCUCCUCCUAGGGUGUACUCUGACCAGCCUGUGGACAUCGGGACCUCCCUGGUGCAGGACAUGAAGGCCUACCUGGAGGGAAGCGGCUUUGAGUUUUGUGACAUUAUUCUGCUGUUAGAUGGUCACCCACGGCCUGCACACAAAGCCAUACUAGCAGCUCGGUCCAGUUACUUUGAGGCAAUGUUCCGCUCCUUCAUGCCCGUGGACGGUCAAGUAAAUAUAUCCAUUGGUGAGAUGGUCCCGAGUAAGCAGGCCUUUGAGUCGAUGCUGCGUUAUAUCUACUAUGGUGACGUGAACAUGCCUCCAGAGGAUUCCCUCUAUCUGUUUGCUGCACCAUAUUACUAUGGGUUUUCUAACAACAGGCUGCAGGCUUACUGCAAGCAGAAUCUCGAGAUGAACGUCACUGUGGAGAAUGUCUUGCAGAUUCUUGAGGCAGCUGACAAGACCCAGGCUCUGGACAUGAAGAAGCACUGUCUCCACAUUAUUGUCCACCAGUUCAUCAAGGUAUCCAAGCUCCCCAACCUGAGGUCUCUCAGCCAGCUGCUGUUGUUGGACAUCAUUGAGUCGCUAGCCACACACAUAUCAGACAAACAGUGUGCCGAGAUGUGCUCCGAUAUUUAGGACGGCUCUUUUCUACUCUUGCAGAAGCCAUACAUCCCUGCUCCACCUAAUCAUUCCUUGCAUGUGUCAUACCCCAUUCAACUGAUGCCUUUUAUCCACACUGUAUCGAGUUGCUAUUGUUGUUGUUGUUGUUGUUUGUCCCUCUGCAUCUCAGCGAGGAAUGAAAUCAGUGAAGGAACCAGAUUGUAGCUAGAAUUGUUAAAUAGUGUAAAAUUAUCUUUUCAUGUAUAACUCUGCUUUUAUUUAUUUUGUACAGACAGACCUUUUUUGCAAAGAGAUUAUUCUGCUCACUGUUGCUUUGGCUUUUUUUUUUUUGAUAAAUAUACAGGUUACUGUAUAUUUUCACAAGUGUGACAAUAGAAAUGGAUUCAAUUUCAUCAGAUGUAUCAUCUCAAUAAACCAUCACAUCUAUUAAAGUCGAAUGGGUUAUUUAUCUAAAUCUCUAUUCAUUUAAGUUUGUAUUAUUUACAUAUGUCUUUUGCGGUAAAGAAUCCAAAUCAUAUGAAAAUAAUUAUAAUAUAUCUCUGUGUUAAGUACUGUUGCUGGCACAUGUCUUUGUGAUAAUUCUUACCAUUAACAAAAUCUGUGUAUCCUACAAUACUGAACUUAGUAUUUAGUGAUAUUAUUCUGUUAUCAUGCACUUGAAGCCUUAAUAAAUCUCUUACAGAAUGA